GGUCUGUGGCCGGUAUUCCCAUUAGCGGUAGGAUAUCUAUUCCUGGUUAAUUUCGUGGUUGUCUUAUAAAAAUGAUACAGGACAUUUUGUUAUCGUGUCUAAAUCAAAGUCGAAAUGGUGCCGCAAUUAAAAAGUUUCUUGAAUCAGAUGCUGUGGAGAAUUUUAUUCAUCCAUGCGAGCGCGGUAUUCUUACAGAGAUUUUAAAUAUAAUUAACUAUGUCCACGAAGUGGUGGUAUUUACCAAUUCAUUUGGACUAGCAGGAAAGAAGAAAGCACAGAUGGCCACAGGUGAAAAGGCGGAUUCAAUAUAUGGAUUUUAUUUGGUGCAGUUCGCCCAAGGCGUUGAAAGUGGACUCGAAGACUACUACAAGGAGAUAAUACGCCUGGAAUCCUUGUGCUCACAGAAUGAGGUGACUUCGCUGUUGUAUGUUCACAAUGCCCUGCAAAUACAAUUGCCAGUUAUAAUGCAUCUGCGUAAAUUGGUACGAGAAGUGAAAAUGCAAAAAUUACAUGGCUGUGCCCUGCUCCAUAGUCUGCAUCAGCAGUCGGAUCACGGAGAUCCCAAUCUUCAACGCCUGAUGACCAAACUCUUAAAACCCGUGAAAUCUGCAUUUUUCUCACAUCUAGCACAUUGGGUUCUCUUUGGUGUGCUUGAUGAUGCCCAUUCCGAGUUCUUUAUCAAGUUUGUGCCUUAUGGCGAGGAUGAUGGCUCACAAAGCUCCGUGCAAACAGUUUCAUCAGAUACAACUCUCUUGAAUGUGGAUAUCAUGCGCAAUCCGGAGGAUUACAUAUGGCAAUAUGAAAUCAAUAUGAAGCAAUUACCCGGAUUCAUAUCCAUCUUAAUUGCCGAGAAAGUAUUAUUUGUGGGACAAACAGUUCUUCUAUUUAAAAUAAACCAAACUUCUGGUAAAAAACAUUCAAGGGACUUUGAUGAGACUUGCAGUGAUGAUUUAGGUGAUCUUUGGAAUGGCAAGGAACAGUUUUUCUACAACAUGAUUGAGAGUCUCAAUGAAUAUGAUCAAAUUAAUGUUUCUCAUAUCGAGCGUGUCAUUGUCGAAAUAAAGAAAUAUGUUAGUACACGACUUUCGGAAAUAGCUAUUAAGCAAACCGAUUUAGUUCGCCAAAUGUCCUUAAUUAAGGACUUCUAUUUGCUGGGUCGAGGUGAAUUCUAUAUGGAAUUUUUCCAUCAACUAAAACGUAUUGAAGCCGAAUCCGAAAUAACUGCCAGAAGUUAUACUAAAGCUUUUGAGUGCGCCGCAGUUGCUAUGAGUAUUAGUGAAGAUCUGGAAAACUUUACAUUAAGAGUGGAGAGAAGUCACACAGAUCUCGAUGAGACUUGCGAUUUUGAUAUCUUACGAAAUGUACAUUUGCAAUACAUUUGUAAAUUUCCAUUGAAUCUCCUGUUCUGUCCCAAAGUCAUUCUACGUUAUAAUAAGAUAUUUCGAUUUUUAUUAGUAAUACGUAAGCUUCAAAAAACCCUACAAGAUGUAUGGGCCAAUCAGACUUGGUCAGCAAAAACAACAAGUGGCUCGGUUAAUGUAAAAAUCAUGAAUUUCCGUAAUCAUUUAUUAUUCUUUCUGGAUAAUAUACAGUUCUACAUCCAAGUAGAUGUUCUCGAAAGUCAAUUUUCCAUUAUUAUGAAGGUGAUUAAAAGUGGCGCCGAUUUUGAAGAAAUUCAGAGGGCACACUCAGUAUUUCUUGCCAAUGUUCUGUCACAAUGUUUUUUGUUAUCCGAUGCAAACGCUUCGGAAAUGAAUAUCACGGAAACAGUAUGUAAAACACAGAAUCCAAUUUAUGGAACUAUCUUAGCAUUGUUAAAUCUCUGUGAAAAAUUUGGGAAUUUGAGCACCAGUUCAGAUUCAUCAGAUGAUUUGCUAGAGAAUGUCGAUCAACUUGAAGAAAGGUUUAACGUAUUGAUUGCCAGCCUUGUACAACUUUUGGUUGACAUAAAAUCAGCAUCCAUUUUGGGUCCAUUGUCGCAGCUGCUAUUAAGAUUGGAUUACAAUCAUUGGUUUAGUUCUGGACAAAACACAAUCAAUUCGAUCAGAUCAUAG
Drosophila willistoni is the source of this 2054-nucleotide messenger RNA. RefSeq names its product gamma-tubulin complex component 4 homolog (gene Grip75). Gene Ontology annotation, cellular component: gamma-tubulin complex; centrosome; equatorial microtubule organizing center. Gene Ontology annotation, molecular function: gamma-tubulin binding; microtubule minus-end binding. The record is from RefSeq and is a predicted model, not a curated record. The transcript has 8 exons. NCBI's taxonomy places the organism in Eukaryota, Metazoa, Arthropoda, Insecta, Diptera, Drosophilidae. Gene Ontology annotation, biological process: spindle assembly; microtubule nucleation; cytoplasmic microtubule organization. The coding region runs from base 72 to 2054 and encodes 660 amino acids.